CCAACACAGCUAUGGGAUUUUUAGAGAUAAAAUGAGAUAAGUGGAUUGACACUUGACAUACAGGUCAAAAUAUGGACAAAGAUAUCAUUUGGCUAUUAUACAUUUAUUAGAAGAAGGGUAAAAAAGGGUAAAAUGGCAGAUCAAACUAACGUUCAAAUAGAGACACAGGAAAUUCGAAUGAAAAAGAGUAUAAACUUGCUGCACUGUGUUGCAGUCCUGGUUGCUGUGACAGGGCAUAUCUCUAUUUUCAUUUCACCAAGUGUCAUUUUUUCUACAGUCGGAUCGAUCGGAUUAACGAUUAUUGUGUGGGUAUUUGCUGGUUUGUUAAACAUCAGUGUCUGCCUUUGUUUUGUCGAGCUUGCUACUGUUUUUCCGUCUUCUGGUGGUCCCUAUGCUUAUGUCACCAAUGUUUUUGGUGGAAUGUCAGGGUUUAUCAUCAUGUGGGGAUACACAGUAUUGAUAAUCGGACCGUUUUGGGCAUAUUUAUGUUACACAGCUUCUGUGUACAUUCUGAAACCUUUCUUCCCACUUGAUUGUGAGCCUCCUGCUCUUGGUGUAAAAAUUCUUGGUGCUUGGAUACUAACCACUCUUGUAGUUUUAAACUGUAUCUACAUGAAGUAUGUCACCAAAGUGCAGACAUUUCUCACAGCCAGCAAAGUUGUGGGCCUUAUCUUCAUAAUUACCCUAGGAGUAGUGGUUCUUAGCAGAGGACAUGAAACGAAGAGCAACUUUGAAGACGUUUUUGAGAACACCUCUACAGACCCAGGCUCCAUAGCACUGGGCAUAUUUUAUUCUCUGUUUGUGUAUGGGGGUUGGCAAAUCGUCUGUGGUUUGAUGGAAGAAGUUAAAGAACCAUCAAGAGACAUUCCACGUGCUGUGUACAUUUCCUUCACAAUCGUCAUAGUACAAUAUGUUCUCGUAAACAUCUCGUAUUUUCUUGUUCUCACUCCUACACAAUUCGUUUCAUCGAAUGCUGUGGCACUCACCUUUACCCAAGUCCACUUUCCGUUCCUUUCUCCUAUCGUGUCUAUAUUGGUCGGGAUGUCCGCAGUGGGUGUCCUAAAUGCGUCCAUAAUGGGACAUUCUAGAGUCGUUUUCGCUGGUGCUAGAAAUGGCCAUAUGCCAACCAUAUUUGGAAUGCUUCACAUGCAAUAUUUAACUCCAUGGCCAGCUAUAUUUCUUAAGGCAGCAUGGGGUGCUGUGAUGCUCUUCUCAGGUGGUAUUGAAAUAUUUAUGCAAUUUAUCCAGGCUUUUUCCUCUGUGAUGACGUUGUUUGUAGUUUCAGCAUUGCUUUAUCUUCGCUGGAAACAACCAAAACUUCCAAGACCAUACAAGACGUCUUUAGUGAACGCCAUCUUUGUCUUACUGUACCAGUUUUUGGUGCUACUAUUUGCGCUCUAUCAGAAGCCGGAGAGAAUUGGACUGGCCCUAGUUAUAAUAGCAGCAGGGGCUCCCGUGUACUGGUUCGGUGUUUCAUGGAAGUCUAAACCAGAAGCAUACAAACGAAUAAGCAAAAAAGUAACAAUGGCUGUUCAAAAGAGCCUACUAAUAAGCAAAACUUCAUGAAAGCAUCAAGCUGUGAAUUUUUAUAAACUUUACGAUAGUGGCAUGUUACCUUCCCAAAUAGAAUGCCGGUGCCCACUUCUGGUGCUUGAAUGUUAAAGCUAGUCAAGCGUUUGUUGGCAGAGUGUGCAUGAAGUGUUUGAAUAUAAAUUGUAUCAAUUUGUAUUUUAUUGCUUGAACAAUUUCAAAUUAGCUGCGUUCAUUUAAUUUUAUCUUAGGUAUCAAGCUUAUGUAAUAUGCUUUAGCAUACAGACUACCUUGUUUAUUAAUGUAUGAUAAUAACGUUAUUGUUGACAUACUUAAGGGUACUUACCACAAACAAAAAAUGGAUGUGCGGGUUGAUAUAUAUUUUUUGACUGAUUUUGAUUUGUAUUGAUAUAAAUAAUAAAUCCCUGAAAUAUAAAGAAAUCGUAGGUUUUCCUUGGUGCUUAGAUUUGAGAUUUUAUUUUGCACUCUAUAUAAU
Messenger RNA from Saccostrea cuccullata (small rock oyster), 2026 nucleotides. RefSeq names its product large neutral amino acids transporter small subunit 2-like. The record is from RefSeq and is a predicted model, not a curated record. Gene Ontology annotation, biological process: amino acid transmembrane transport. Gene Ontology annotation, molecular function: L-amino acid transmembrane transporter activity. Gene Ontology annotation, cellular component: membrane. The transcript is spliced from 9 exons. Lineage: Eukaryota; Metazoa; Mollusca; Bivalvia; Ostreida; Ostreidae. Bases 133 to 1566 code for a protein of 477 amino acids.